AUGGCGGACGUAAUGAAUGUUGGUGUGAAUUUGGAAGCGUUUUCUCAAGCAAUCAAUGCGAUUCAAGCACUUCGAUCAAGUGUUACAAGAGUUUUUGAUUCGCUCAAAGAUGGCAUGAAGAAUAAGGAAACUCUUGAAGGGCGGGAAAAGGCUUUUAUCACCGAAUUUCAAGACAACCUCCAGGCAGUGAAUCGCGACUUGAAUGAACUGGAGCGUCUGAGCACGUUGGUUGGCAGGCCGUCAGAAAGCCACCCUCUACACAACAGUGGCCUGCUGAGCCUGGAUCCGGUUCAAGACAAAACCCCUCUGUACAGCCAGCUUCUCCAGGCUUACAAAUGGUCUAACAAGUUACAAUAUCACGCAGGCCUGGCAUCAAGUCUUCUCAACCAACAGUCCCUCAAACGUUCAGCCAAUCAGAUGGGAGCUUCUGCCAAGAGAAGACCCAAAGUCCAGCCAAGCACCUUGGCGUUGCCUCCACAGUAUGUGGACGACGUGAUAUCGAGAGUUGGACGGAUGUUUCCAGAUGUGUCUAUUGAGCUUUUCCGGCCCAACGGAACGUCGGCUGUCCUCCUGGUUACCCUGGGGAAGGUGCUAAAAGCCACUGUGGUGAUGAGAAGCCUCUUUAUUGACCGCACCAUCGUAAGGGGCUACAGUGAGAAUGUCUACACCGAGGAUGGAAAGCUGGACAUCUGGUCCAAGUCCAACUAUCAGGUGUUUCAGAAGGUUACUGAUCAUGCGACCACUGCCCUGCUGCACUACCAGCUCCCUCAGAUGCCUGACGUGGUGGUGCGUUCUUUCAUGACUUGGCUGAGGAGCUACGUCAAGCUGUUCCAGACACCGUGUCAGAGGUGUGGAAAGUUUCUCCAAGAGGGCCUUCCCCCAACAUGGAGGGACUUUCGGACCCUGGAGGCCUUUCAUGACACUUGCAGACAGUGAGGAGAGCAGUGAGUGUAUCAGAUUGAAAGGCGGACCGAGACACACUGACACUGCCUCCACCCAAUGCCCCCACCCAGUGCUUCCACAGGCUGAGAUGGACUCCACUGUGCUCCUUUAAACAUUCUUUUCAAGUCCAGGAUGCAUUAAUGACAACCCAUAGGCUGGUUAGCUGUGAACAGCUGGUUAGCCAGGACUGUCAUUGAAACCUGUUGUCAGCAUACGUGCUGUUCUCAGCAAACAAAGAUCCCCAAAUACAAUGUGCUCUCAAAGCAAGCACACAUUCACAUCCAUUUUUAUUUUUUUCUGGACUCCUGCGCAUUCACAUAGCUUGUAUUUCGUUCCUUUCUUUAUUAUUAUUUUUUUUAA
Chanos chanos (milkfish) is the source of this 1302-nucleotide messenger RNA. It is a transcript of the gene med27, whose product is annotated as mediator complex subunit 27. Gene Ontology annotation, molecular function: transcription coactivator activity. The coding region runs from base 1 to 936 and encodes 311 amino acids. The transcript is spliced from 8 exons. NCBI's taxonomy places the organism in Eukaryota, Metazoa, Chordata, Actinopteri, Gonorynchiformes, Chanidae. Gene Ontology annotation, biological process: regulation of transcription by RNA polymerase II. Gene Ontology annotation, cellular component: mediator complex. The record is from RefSeq and is a predicted model, not a curated record.